Molecule: messenger RNA, 3006 nt
Organism: Anoplophora glabripennis (Asian longhorned beetle)
Lineage: Eukaryota; Metazoa; Arthropoda; Insecta; Coleoptera; Cerambycidae
Gene: MED24
Product: mediator of RNA polymerase II transcription subunit 24
Exons: 4
Coding region: 162-2912 (916 amino acids)
Cellular component (GO): mediator complex
Molecular function (GO): transcription coregulator activity
Source: RefSeq, a predicted model, not a curated record
UCUUGUACAUGGUAUGUGAUGAUAUUUGAGAUAGAGAUUGAAAUAUUGAUUUCGCUCGACAGAAAGGAUAAAACUGAAAAAGUUUUUAGGUAACCAUUAAUCGUUAAUAUAAAAACAGAUGUGGUUUCUGUUAAAAUAGCUCCACAAACUAAUUAUUGAAAAUGGUUAUGGAAUCGAAAACAACUAGCAAAACAAGCUGUCUAAAAGCCCUAUUGCUUCGUGCUUGGAGAGAAAGAUGGACUGAUUUACAAUGGGGCAUAAACAUUAAAACAGUAUUACCCCGAGGCGUAAGUGGGGACGUGUAUAAUUUAGCCGAUUGCAUCCUGCAACAGGCAGUAGUGGGUGCCGGUGCAAACCAAUUAGUCUUAAGUUACUUGCGACAUUCUUUAAGUGCUCAGCUAGUAUCUCACGCCGCUGUAUUACAAAGACUCAGCAAAUACAGUCAACUGAGCAAGGUACACUGUGUUUUUAGUUUAUUAGAAUUUUUAGAAGGAAUGUUGCCUGGAGUUACGUGUUGUGGAAAGCCAGAAGAAACGGUACUUGCCACGGCAGUGUUAUCGGUUGCUUUGUGGCUACUAAACAUAUUACAGCAGUGUCAGUCCACUCCUUCGUUGAUUCAAAAAGCUAUCGAGUUGUUACGAGUGUUACUUACCGAUGACUUUUAUGUAUCGAUGAUGUGCUUAGCACGCUAUAAUGAUACAGAUCUAUUUAAUGAAACUAGUAGAAAAUGCAUGGAAAUCGAAGCUACUCUAACAGAAACUGAAGAAUUACACAAAUAUGUUCGAAAACUCGGCAGUAUAGGCAUAAACAUGCUAUGUUUGCCGGUGAACAGUGAAAAAUGGCCAGGUUCUCUGAUCCAGUGUUGGCUGGAAGUGAAACUUAUAGGAAAUCCUGGAAGUUCCACAUCAGUCCUCGCAGAACAACUUCAAGUAUUUCAAAGACUGAAGGGGUUCAGCGACGCUAGACUUUACGCAGAAUUGAUGCGUGGCAGUCUCUUAGCUCUAUAUAACGUCAGCCAAACCUCUCACGAGAGUCAGUGGGGCGCUUUUGCCUUCCUAAAGGUGCCACAUAUUCUACUAGAAUUAGCUGGAAAGUCUGAUAACAUGAGCGUGGUGAAUGCUGUAGAGCUGAUGCUGCAACAUAGUCCCCUAUUGGACGCUAUGGAUGCUAAUAGUUCCUGCUCCAGUCUGAAGUGUCUAUUGGACGAACUUGCUAAGAUAAGGCUUUUAAACGAGCUGCAGGUCAAGCAUUUGCUUGAGAAAAGGAAAGCUCCACCUCCUGUGAAGUUAGAUACCGCUCCCGCCUCGACUGGGAUACCCAAGGCUAUUAUUUUUGCCGAAUCCACCAUAGCCGGUAUCUUGAAGACACUUUCUACUGAUUACCACAAAAUCCAGGACGCUUUACUUGGCAUGUUACACCAAGUUCUGACGGGUAAAAGCUUCGAGUUGAUUCUAGCCGUCGCCACGGUCCAGGGGCAACUUCGCACCCUGGUCAGCAGGCUUAUACGCUUCAACGAAUGUUCCAAAUCCGGUGGAGACAAGGCCAGGUCUCAACUCUUCGACAUUACGUUUCUCAUGCUCGUAGCUAUAGUUCAAAAUUACGGGGCCUCUGCAGUUUUGGAUCCCGACGGCGAUACUUUAUUUGAACAGUGGGUGCGCUCCUGCAUGGUGGAGAGACAGAGACCCAAAGCCCCGGAACAGUUACUGCGACUCGGAGAUCCAGCUAUUAUAGAGUCCCUCUUGCAACAAUUCAAUGCGGGCGAGGCGGAUUUCAAACCAGGAGUGAAAUGGCAGGACGUUCUCUUCAACAUUGCCGGCGUAAUGCACGAGGUCUUGGUAGCCUGGGAACACGGGGCUUUAGUCGCGUCGGACGUGAAACGGAUCUUAGACGCGGUCAGAGGGAAAAUGUGUUGCCUUCCCCUUGCCGCUGCGGCGUGGCUGUGCGCCUACAUGCGGACGGCCCCGCAAGACACUCUACUGAAGCCUAUCAAUAUGGUCCAACAGCUGCUGGCCACUUCGGUGACGGAAGACGACAGUUUGAGGGACAGAUGGCAGCUGACUUGCGAGAUUAUAAGGAAAAUGCAACGGGACGUUCAAUUACCUUUGCCGACGAAAAGCACACAUCAUUUGGUGUCCCGGCAACCGGCUACGGAGCAGCUGCACUCGGCUUGGAGCAAGGGAAUACUUCGCGGGUGGUUAGAUCACACAUCGGCGAGAACUCUGCAUUGUCUCUUGGAUACGGCCGGGCCUAGAUGGCUAGUUUCCGCCGUUAUACAGGAACUCUUGAAACUGAAGUACAAGGAUCAGUUGCAGAGGGGCGUGGACCUGGCGCUGGCUAUUUUCCAUGUUGAUAUUAGGGGGUGCACUUUGCAGCUGCUGUCCCACGUUUUGCCCCAGUUACUUUAUAAUGAUCUGCAGGCUGAUUCACUGAUGGAACCGCAGCUGCCUGCUUUGGCAAAUCUUACCAGUUACUGCGUUUACACCGCGUGGGAUGCGCUUCCGGAGGAUGCCGAUGCCGAACCUGUGGCUAAGGUUCCUCGUCUUUGCGAUUCGAUGGAGGAGAUGAAACCGCUAGAAAAGCUGAUUUCCUCGUUGCGCCAGCUCCUGAACAUGUUCGAAGGGGGUAUACAGGAGGGUUCUAUCACUCAGCAAACAUAUUUCGCUUUCUAUCUUGUCAAGUCUCUCGUCGAAGUGAAAAUUAACUCUGCCAACAUGGUACUAGCAGCGAUACCACCCGCUCUCAUAUCGGAUUUACUGAAAACCCUGCCGGAAUUGUUCAGUUACCCCCUUCUGUUGCACCUGCACGAUGUGUAUACCACUUCCGGAAGGAUCAACAUGGCGAAAGAUUUGUGCGUUUUGAGGAAUUAUCGCCUCAAGAACGCGCCUAGUAUUGAUAAUAAUAAUUCAGUUUAGUGGAUUAUAUAGUUUGUAGGAUUUUAUUUAUUAAAAUGUUAACAAAUAUCUUUAAAUAUUUUUGGAUUUACUUCAGUGGUAAAAAUCACUCUGU